GUAGCACAGCGGGCAAGGUGGGUGCCAUGGCCCUCAUUGAAGGGGUGGGUGAUGAGGUGACCGUCCUUUUUGCGGUGCUUGCCUGCCUCCUGGUCCUGGCCCUUGCCUGGGUCUCAACACACACCACCGAGAGGGCCGAUCCACUGCCCCAGCCGUCAGGAACCCCAACUGCAUCCCAGCCCAGCAAAGCCAUGGCAGCCACCGACAGCAUCAGAGGGGCGGCCCCUGGAGCUGAGGCCCCCAGUCUGAGACACCGAGGUCAGACUGCACAGCCAGAGCCUGGCACAGGGCUCCCUGCGACACCACCACCACCAGACACCCCACAGGAGCCCCUCAUUCUUCGGUUGAAAUUCCUCAAUGAUUCAGAGCAGGUUGCCAGAGCUUGGCCCCAGGACACCAUUGGCUCACUAAAAAGGACCCAGUUUCCUGGCCGGGAACAGCAAGUUCGGCUCAUCUACCAAGGGCAGCUUCUAGGAGACGAUUCACAAACCCUGGGCAGCCUUCACCUCCCUCCCAACUGUGUUCUCCACUGCCACGUGUCCACACGAGUCGGUCCCUCACAUCCUCCCUGCCCACCUGGGUCGGAGCCAGGCCCGUCUGGGCUGGAAAUAGGCAGCCUACUGCUGCCCUUGCUGCUCCUGAUGCUUCUACUGCUCUGGUACUGCCAGAUACAAUACCGUCCCUUCUUUCCCCUGACCGCCACACUGGGCCUCGCGGGCUUCACCCUCCUCCUCAGUCUCCUGGCCUUUGCUAUGUACCGCCCGUAG
Messenger RNA from Elephantulus edwardii (Cape elephant shrew), 767 nucleotides. RefSeq names its product transmembrane and ubiquitin-like domain containing 1 (gene TMUB1). Gene Ontology annotation, molecular function: protein binding. The transcript is spliced from 2 exons. The record is from RefSeq and is a predicted model, not a curated record. Lineage: Eukaryota; Metazoa; Chordata; Mammalia; Macroscelidea; Macroscelididae. Bases 27 to 767 code for a protein of 246 amino acids.